This is a messenger RNA of Empidonax traillii (willow flycatcher), 4983 nucleotides long. It is a transcript of the gene LMO4, whose product is annotated as LIM domain only 4. Lineage: Eukaryota; Metazoa; Chordata; Aves; Passeriformes; Tyrannidae. Bases 776 to 1273 code for a protein of 165 amino acids. The transcript has 5 exons. The record is from RefSeq and is a predicted model, not a curated record.
CUUUCACUCAUUCCUUUGUCUUCCCGGCGAUUGGCAGGUUUUAUUAUUCCGCCUGAACAAGCCGGGGGCGGAUUGGCUGCGGCGGGCUGACGGGGGCGCCGAGCCGGAGUGUAGUUGGGAUUCUGCUCUGUCAGUAACACAUGUGUGAGGGCAGCGGGCACACGCGCACCGUGCGGGCACACACGCACUCACACGGGCACGCUCGCACCCGCACCCUCACGCUCAGACGGGCAGAGGGGCCGCCCCUCGCCCUCCGCCAGCGCCGCCGCCGCCGGAUCCCGGCAGCAGCUCCGCGCCCAGCUCCGCUCAAACUCGCCGGCUCCCGCCCGCUCCGCUGAGACGCCCCGGCGGGCCGCGGCCGGCCGGCUCCGCGCCGCGGGAGGCUCGGGAGCCGCCGCAGCCCGGAGAGGGGGCGGAGGUGGGGGGGCGGGGGGGGGAAGAGGCACAAAGUGAAGCCACAUUGCCAAACUUGCCCGGCGAUUGCAGCAGCGAGCGGCGGCGGCGCCCUGCGUGUGCGGCUCAGCGGCGGGGACCGAGCUCUGCAGCUCCCCUCCCGGGAAGCGGGAGCGGGAGGAAGGACCUGGGCAGACGCCUCUCAUAGCAAUAUCUAUAUUUUUCCAGCCUGGGCUGCCCCUUGCCGGGCGGGGGGCUCUCUCCAGCGCUCCCGACAGCCGGCGAGAGGGCGAGAGCUGUGCUUGUUUCUUUGCAAGGAGACCUCUUCAGGCACCCCGAGCGGCGCUCCCCGGCCUUUUGCAAUAUAGAGGGGAAGCAGGCCAUGGUGAACCCCGGCGGCAGCGCGCAGCCGCCCCCGGUCACGGCGGGCUCCCUCUCCUGGAAGAGGUGCGCCGGCUGCGGGGGGAAGAUCGCCGACCGCUUCCUGCUCUACGCCAUGGACAGCUACUGGCACAGCCGCUGCCUCAAGUGCUCCUGCUGCCAGGCCCAGCUGGGGGACAUCGGCACCUCCUGCUACACCAAGAGCGGGAUGAUCCUCUGCAGAAACGACUACAUCAGGUUAUUUGGAAACAGUGGUGCUUGCAGUGCCUGUGGACAGUCCAUUCCUGCUAGUGAGCUGGUCAUGAGGGCACAAGGCAACGUCUAUCAUCUUAAGUGUUUUACAUGCUCUACCUGCCGGAAUCGCCUGGUCCCCGGAGAUCGGUUUCACUACAUCAAUGGCAGUUUAUUUUGUGAACAUGAUAGACCUACAGCUCUCAUCAAUGGCCAUUUGAAUUCACUUCAGAGUAAUCCACUACUGCCAGACCAGAAGGUCUGCUAAAAGGUCAGAGUAAUGCAGAAUGCGUGCCUUCAUCUCAAAUUUUGUUCAUCACAGAUGGAUCCCAUGUCUCCAAGUAGACAAGUCACCUUUGUAGCUAGCAUCAAUGCCAGCUCCAUACCAUUGCACCUUCUUUAUUCUUGAUUGCCCUUCCCACAUUUAUUGGUGUAUUAAAAUGACUGAAUAUGAACAUUAAGGACUCCAUGAACCUGGGCUAAUGGGAGACUGUAGAGAAAAUGAAAAAAGAUCCACCGGAGGACAUCUUUGGGGGGGGCGGGUGGGGAAGAUGACUAAUGAAGCUAAUUAAAAGAAGCAUUGAAAUCUGCUUUCUACCCUCAUUAACAAUUAGCAGGGCACUGGCCAGUUUGUACCCUGUGUUUUACCUUAACAACAUUCUAUUUGCUCUUUGUAUAUUUAAGUGUUGUAAGGAAAUGUGUUUCAAUCAAACUGAACAUGAGAUAAAAGAUGUGGCUUUUGUGAUAUUCUAUCACAAACACUUUUAUUGUAUCUCUGUAAAAUACAAUGUAUGUAUGCAUGUAAGUGUUUUUGUCCUAAUGUUGCUACUUCCCAUGGCAAAAAAAAAAAAAAGAAAAAAAAAAAAGAAAAAAAAGUCAGGCUCAUAGCAGCUACUGUGUAGAAAUUUUCACCUACUUCUAAUUUGCUGAAUGAAGAAAAAUCUUUUAUUUGUGAUAUUUUCAGAGACAUUUGCUCUAGUAUGGUGUAUUUAAAUAAUAAAAAGUAAAACAAACAAAACUGAAUUGAGUACGGGUUUUAGAAGCUUUGCCUUUUUUUUUUCCAGUUUUUAAAUUACAUUCAAAACAUUAUUCCGCAACUCUGUCUUACAUAGUUGUUACCUUAAUUGUCAAUUACCUUUAAAAGUAGCUUUUUGGUUUUGUUUUGUUUCUUUUUUCUUAUGCCAGUAAAGAAUACGUUAAACUACUUGACCAUGUUACUUUUGGCAAGGAUGCAGAGCACUACUUCAAAAUUAUUUUUCAUGGAGAUUCUUAAUUCUGGUGACAGCAAGUACAUUGUAGUUCACAUUGCAGUGAGUUCAGUACACACAUGGGUACUGUGGUAUCUUUCUAAUAAUUUCCUCCCUUCAGAAUCACGUGUGUUAAGGCUGUGCAUGUGUCUCUGAGCUUGCAAGCAUGAGAGGGUAUGUAUAUGCCAUAGGAGGCCAAAAAAAUUAAAACCAGAGAAAGGUUUGUACCUCAUGCUGAGCACUAGAAUUGAGUAUUCAUAAAAAGGAAUACAAUAGCUAUUCUGAUCUGAACGACGUAAAGUUGUGUUUGCUGUGGUAAGAGAUUUAACUUCGCAACACCGAUAAUCUUAAGGAAAGAAAAAUGUUUCCUGGGAUAUUUCUGAGAACUGGCUGAUCUCAAAUAUGAUCUGUUCUCUGAAAGCAAACAAACAAAAACCACCUCCCCACAAAGCAACGGAGCCACCUCUAAUCUUAGAAAGGGAACAACUUCAUUUUUUGCCUUUUUCCCAUCAGCUGCUUGGUGGUAGAGCUGUGCAAAAUAAUUUUGAGGAAAAAAAAAAAUCUGACAUUUCGUGUUUUUAGCAAGAAUCUUAACAUGGAUCUAUGGCUGUGCAUUAUAUGCCUUCAGUCAGGAAACUGCAAGCACCAAAUGUGCCUCUGCUGCAAUUAAUAGUAAAUCAAUAUUAACAACUACUCUACUUUUAUAGGAAACUAAUACAGUUGGAACACAUCAUUAUGUUAUCUUUUUUAAUUCUGUUUUUGAGAAGAUGUUCUCUGAUCAGCAUGCUUGGUUACGGAGUGAGCGUGAAUUAUUUUUGUUGUGAUGCCGAUACACAAAAAAUCUGAUUUAUAGAUUUGUCUGUCUAAACAACUGACAGCAGAUGUUUUUGUUUCAAAUUCUACUUCAUGGCCUCUAGUAUGUUGAUGGGCAGCUGAACUUCUUUUAACACUUCAGUGCUUGAGGAAGAAGCACUGUUUCAGAGAACAGAAAAUGCAGUAAUGUACAGUAUCAGUACAGACAAAGAGUACUUGCAUAACAUAUAAAGCACAGCAUAAAUGACUGACUUUUUUUUAAUUAAAUGCACCUAAUGUGUAUUUUAAAUAAGUUUUUAAGCUUUUUGAUCUGGCAUUAAAGUCUUUAGGUAGUCCUGUAAAUUGUGCUGCUUCAAUAUCUUUGAAAAGACAGUUGAAGUCACAUGAAUAUAAAAUUCAAGCAUUAGUGAGACUGUAGACAUCUUUUUCUAUUCUUUCACUGUAAGCACUCAAGGUACAGUGUUUAAAUCUAACAUGUACAGAUUUUUGGUUGUCCAAUAUAACCUAGAAGUGCUAAGAAGAUAGCUAAUAACUUCUAGUAAGUAAUGUAGUAUUGCAUUUAGUGAUGUAGAGGUUGAAGUUCGUUAACAGCUUUAAAUAAACUAUUAUAUGACUCAUUUGUAAAGCACAGCUACCUAUUUAAUAGCUUACUUUAAAAGCAUUUCUUAAGUUGCAGACCUAUAAGAUUACAAAUGUCACUCAUGUUAGCAUAAUCCACAUGCAAGUGAUGAAGCCUUUGCUUUGAUGUGCUAAAUUGGAGGAGGACUAAUGGAGCUAUGAAUAUACAAUAGAACAUAUUUAAGUAGUAUUCUUGCUUUAGGUAAAACACUUUCUUGAAACCAGAGGCAUUUCAGACAAUAAAACAGGCUCUAAUGGGGAUGGUAGGUGUGGAGAGAAGGCUACUGGAAACACUUAGAUUUGUUCUCAUAUGAAAAAUCACUUUUUUUUAAGUAGAUCUGUAAAGAAAAAACACGUACUUGUUCACCUUUUAUCACUUAUAUUUGCUGCACUGAGGCUGAAAUACACCCUCUGCAUUUAGUGCUGCUGAAAAGUCAUACAAAUAAUCAUUUAGCAAGAGCUUCUCUUUCAAAAAUGAAUGUUAAAAAAAGAAUUAGAGGGAAUACUACUAAUCUGAAAUCAUCCUCCUGAACCUGGAUAAAAUGCUCUGUCUAUACUGCAUCUAAACGUCUCAAUCAUAUAAAUUGUCACUCUUAUUAAUGAAACAAUUUUGUAAAAAGAUUGCCCUCUAAAUGGGUUUAAUGUUUUUACCUAUCCAGCUGUCUAGUUAUGAGAUUUACGCAUCCUGGCAGGCAGUGGGACAUUAAGCCUUUCCAAACCAAAUUCUGUUUGCAACAAGAUACUGUCUUUUCAGUCCUACAUGAUUUAUCUUUAAAUAUUUUAACAGGUUAUGCAGUAUCUUAUGAAAUAUAAAAUGAGAAUGUCUUACCAAAAUGAAGCCUAGGAAAUUAAGUCACAUCUUUAGAAUAUUAACCACACUGAGUUUGUCUCCCUUUUUUCCUGUUAGUUAACCCUGAUAAAAUUUGCAUCAUCUAAUAUUGAGGUAAAUACUAAAAAAAAAAAAAAAACCCAAAAAAAACCCAAAAAUUCAACUCAGAUACUGGCAUAGUAUGCCUUGCUAUCAAGGGGGUUGAGUCACUGUCCAUUAAAAAGUUUUAAGGAAAGACUGGAUGUUGCACUCAGUGCCAUGGUCUAGUUGCCAUGGUGGUGAUUGUAGGUCAUAGGUUGGAUUUGAUGAUCUCAGAAGUCUUUUCUAACCUGAUUCUGUGAUUUCAAAAUGUAAAUUUAAAUUUUUUAUCUAAUUAUUUGGCUGGCAGUUGUAUGUCAAGUGUGAGGCUUUUUGCAAAGAUCUACAUUCUGAACAGCUCUAUUAAAAUAACAGAUAAAAUUGAGAUUAGGA